This is a messenger RNA of Quercus robur (English oak), 1157 nucleotides long. RefSeq names its product calcium-binding protein CML24-like. The record is from RefSeq and is a predicted model, not a curated record. Lineage: Eukaryota; Viridiplantae; Streptophyta; Magnoliopsida; Fagales; Fagaceae. Gene Ontology annotation, molecular function: calcium ion binding. The transcript has a single exon. Bases 129 to 743 code for a protein of 204 amino acids.
UGUGAACUAUGGAGCAAAGCACAGGCAGACAUUACUUGCACAUCCCACCAUUUCCAUUAUCAUUCUCUUAUUAUAAGUAACAUCUUCUUUUCUCUCUCUCUCUCUCUCUCUCUCUCUCUCUCUCCAUUAUGUGGAACUCUUUUGGAACUUGCUUGACUCCUCUCCACAGGAGGGCUAGAACCUUCUUUCAACAGCUGAGUGACAUACACAAAAUGAGUGGAUGCAAGAAAAGAAAAAAACCCAAUAGAUUUGCUUCCAAGUUUGACUACUCACCCUCUUCUUUUGCUUCCAUGGAAGUGUCUAAUCAAUUCAAACAAGUUUUCAAGAUCAUUGACACUAAUGGGGAUGGCAAGAUAUCAACCUUUGAGCUCAGUGAAGUCCUUCUCUGCCUUGGUUAUGAGAAAUCAGCAGCCUUCAAGGAAGCUGAAGGAAUUGUGAAAGACAUGGAUUGUAACGGGGAUGGGCUCAUUGACUUGGACGAGUUCAUGGAUGUCAUAGACACUAGUAGAAAGCCAAUGGUCGAGGAAGAGGAAGAUUAUCUCAUGGAUGCUUUUCUCAUCUUUGAUAUUGAUAAGAACGGUCUGAUCUCACCAAAAGAAUUGCAGCAAGUUCUUGUCAACCUUGGAUAUGAUAAAUGCAGUCUUGAAGAGUGUAGGCGUAUGAUCAAAGGGGUUGAUAAGGAUGGAGAUGGCUUUGUGGAUUUUGAAGAUUUCCAAUCCAUGAUGAAAGGAAGCGCAUAUUAAAGAUUAGGUAAUUAGAGUUAUUCUUAAUCUCAAGCAAUUGAAUUAUUGAACUUAUCAAAUGUGUAUCUUUUAUCUCAUUAUUCAGUCCUAUCUAGCUAAAACUAUUGUGAUCCGUUUUGAUUGAGAGGGAGAGAGAGGGAAUAGAGUAAAGAAGAGUAGAAAUAACCCAAAAUUAGUCUAUUUUUAGCUAACUCUACUCUACUCCUCCCCACUCCCCUCUCCACCUUUAAUCCAAAAGGCUCUUAGAGCUGAAGCUUGAUGAUAAGAGUAGUAUUGUAUAGAGUUGGCAAAUAAUUUCAAGGGAAUUUUCAUAAGGGAAACAAUCUUUUCCAUGUUUCGGAAUGGAUGUACUGUGCAUCACGUUUUGGACAUUUCUGGAUGCCUUUUUUACAAAGGAAUCACGGGUUCCCUCUA